AUGGAUGUGCUCGCACCCCAAGCUCAUAUACCCUUACGAGAACCUCUUCCCAAAUAUGACAUAGCAUUCCCUCCAAGUCCGGCAACCACGGUGAGAGAAGGCCAGUCUUACAGCGUCGACGGUGGAUCAGACUCUUCAGUCACCGGGGGCCUACUUGACGAGCCCAGCGCAGAAGGACCUCGCGGAUAUCCUCUACCCCCCAGAUCCAGAGUCAACAAGGUCCUGGCGGAAGAUCUCAAGACACCAGAUAACCAUGUUGUUCGAGACCCUCGGCUAAUACGCUUGACUGGUAUCCAUCCUUUCAACGUCGAGGCUCCGCUGAGCGAGUUGUACGACGAGGGAUUCAUUACGACCAAAGAUUUACAUUAUGUUCGAAACCACGGAGCUGUGCCCAAGUGUGAGGAUGAGGAUAUGUUCGACUGGGAAUUCACCGUCGAAGGCGAGGUCGAGAAUCCCAUUAAAAUAUCCGUCAGAGACCUAAUCUCCGACUACGAACAAAUCACAUACCCCGUCACCCUCGUCUGUGCCGGCAACCGCCGCAAGGAGCAAAACAUUGUCCGCAAAACAAAAGGAUUUUCCUGGGGCGCCGCUGGAUUGUCAACCGCCAUUUGGACCGGUGUCGCUAUUGGCGACCUCCUUGCACGGGCGAUGCCCAAGAGGGGAGCACGCUAUGUCUGCUUCGAAGGUGCCGACAAACUGCCUAACGGGUAUUACGGGACGAGUAUUAAGCUCAACUGGUGCAUGGAUCCCAACCGGGGUGUCACUGUAUGUUAUCGUAUGAACGGCGAAUUGCUCCCACCCGACCACGGCAAGCCCGUACGCAUUAUCAUUCCAGGUCAGAUUGGCGGCAGAAGCGUCAAGUGGCUCAAGAAGAUCAUUGUGACGAAAGAGCCCAGCAGCAAUUGGUAUCACAUUUAUGACAACCGUGUACUGCCGACCAUGGUCUCCCCCGAGGCCAGUGCAGACCUGCCCGACACUUGGAAAGACGAGCGAUAUGCUAUAUACGACCUCAAUACGAAUAGCGCCACCGCCUACCCCGCCCAUGACGAGGUCGUGCCAUUGAUCGAGGGACCCCAGUCGUACAAGGUCCGCGGUUAUGCGUACGGUGGUGGCGGUAGACGUAUCACAAGAGUCGAAAUCACACUCGACCGUGGCAAGACCUGGAUGCUUGCGAACCUCAACUACCCCGAAGACUCAUAUAGACUAGCACCCAAAGGCGAGACUCUCUACGGCGGCAGGGUAGACAUGGAUUGGAGAGAGACAUGCUUUUGUUGGUGUUUCUGGGAUUUGGACAUUCCCAUUGUCCAGCUCGCCGAAGCUGCAGAUGUCAUGGUACGCGCCAUGGACGAGAGCAUGAUGACGCAGCCAAGGGACAUGUACUGGAGCGUUUUGGGCAUGAUGAACAACCCUUGGUUCAGAGUCAUCAUUCACAAAGAGGGACACAACUUGCGUUUCGAGCAUCCGACUCAACCGGUCCUGGGUGGUGGCGGGUGGAUGGAACGUGUGAAGAAAGCUGGCGGUAAUCUUUCUAAUGGCUUCUGGGGCGAAAAGAUUGAAGGGGAGGAAGAAACCACCGCCGAGCAAGAACCCGCCAAGGAGAUCUCUAUGACCAAAGAAGGGGUAAAGCGAAGCAUUACCAUUGAUGAGCUUCGACAGCAUGGCGGCGAGACGGAGCCUUGGUUUGUAGUCAAUGGCGAGGUGUAUGACGGUACUCCUUUCCUGGAUGGCCACCCAGGGGGGGCCACGUCUAUCUUUAGUGCUGCCGGCCAAGACGUAUCGGAAGAGUUCUUGACCAUCCACAGCGAAAAUGCAAAGGCUAUGAUGCCCGACUACCAUAUAGGCACUUUGGACGAGGACGGUCGGAAAGCUCUCGCUUUGGGAGAGAUUGAGCAGGAGACUGAUCAGGGACCACGAGCCGUCUUCCUCCAGCCUAAGGUCUGGACCAAGGGCAUUUUGACGGAGAAGCGCAAAGUGUCACCCGACAGCAAGAUUUUCAGUUUCAAGCUCGAGCACCCAGACCAAGCCAUUGGCCUGCCAACUGGACAGCAUUUGAUGAUGAGGCUACGUGACCCAGUAACCCGCGAAGCCAUCAUCCGUGCAUAUACCCCUCUCUCGGAGAGCACAGAAAAGGGCAAGCUGGACGUGCUCAUCAAGGUUUACUAUGAUACGCCAGAGCGUAAGGGCGGCAAGAUGACACAGGCACUCGACGCCAUCCCCGUUGGCCACUGGGUCGACUUUAAGGGCCCUGUUGGGAAAUUCGAGUACCUUGGAAAAGGCUUCUGCUCCAUCUCCGGCAAGCAGCGCCGCGUCAAGCGCUUCGUCAUGAUCUGUGGUGGCUCGGGCAUCACACCGAUAUUCCAGGUCCUUAGGGCCGUCAUGAAGGAUCCCGAGGACCCAACAAGCUGCGUCGUCCUUGAUGGUAACCGGAAUGAGGAGGACAUCCUCUGCCGCCACGACCUGGACGGCGUAGCCAGCACCAACCCAGAGAGGUGCAGGCUGCUCUACACUCUAACCAAACCCACUGCUUCAUGGAAGGGGUUGACUGGCUUCUUGGACGCAACUAUCUUGGAAAGGGAGGUAGGCGCGUGCCGAAAUAAUGCCGGCGGGGAAGAGCUCGUCCUCAUCUGCGGCCCGGGACCGAUGGAGCAGAGUGUGCGCAACAUCCUGUUUGGGCUGGGCUGGAAGGAGGAAGACUUGUUGUUCUUCUAA
Molecule: messenger RNA, 2709 nt
Organism: Colletotrichum truncatum
Lineage: Eukaryota; Fungi; Ascomycota; Sordariomycetes; Glomerellales; Glomerellaceae
Product: Nitrate reductase
Biological process (GO): nitrate assimilation; nitric oxide biosynthetic process; sulfur compound metabolic process
Molecular function (GO): molybdenum ion binding; sulfite oxidase activity; molybdopterin cofactor binding
Source: RefSeq, a predicted model, not a curated record